GGAAGACGUACUCGGCUGCAGAUGGCGCUCGUUGUCCAUCAAGGUGUGACUACCGUGACUGGGUGGUGACGGUCACUGCGUCGACUAGCGAAUUCACGCCUUGCAGCAAGCCUGCCUCCUCAAUUUCCUCGCCAGCGAGCACGUCCCCACCGUCUCCCACCACCUUUACUCGCCCGCUCGACUCAUCUGUCUCUGGGUCACUUCUCCACAAACGAAUCACUCGUGGUGACCUCUUGACAUAGAACAUCACCGCCUCAAGAAGCAAAAACCCCGCUAUACUCUCAACCACAUAGCCCCCUGCUCCAAGCAUCUCCUCCUCUCUACCAUGGCCCAGCAAGCACGCCCAUCCUCCUCCACAUCAGAUGGCUGGAAAGCGAGCCUCCGCCCUCCACCCAAAGACAGCCGCCCACAAACUGAGGAUGUCACCAACACGAAAGGCGUCGACUUCGAGGACAUGUACCUACGACGGGAGCUGCUCAUGGGUAUCUUCGAGGCCGGCUUCGAGAGGCCGUCACCCAUCCAGGAGGAGGCCAUCCCCAUCGCCCUCGCGAAGCGCGACGUGCUCGCGCGAGCCAAGAACGGCACGGGCAAGACCGCCGCGUUCGUCAUUCCGUCUUUGCAGCAGAUCGACGUGAACAGGAACAAGAUCCAGGCGCUGCUCCUCGUGCCGACGCGCGAGCUCGCGCUGCAGACCGCGCAUGUGUGCAAGAUACUCGGCAAGCACAUGGGCGCGCAGAUCAUGGUCACCACCGGCGGCACGACGCUCAAGGACGACAUUAUUCGUUUGUCGGAGUCCGUGCACGUACUCGUCGGCACGCCCGGUCGGAUAUUGGACCUGGCGGGCAAAAAUGUCGCGGACCUCAGCGAAUGCCCGGUCUUCGUCAUGGACGAGGCGGACAAGCUGCUCUCGCCCGAGUUUGCACCAGUCAUGGAGCAGUUGCUUUCGUAUCUGCCGAAGGACCGCCAGGUUAUGUUGUUCAGCGCGACGUUCCCAAUGAUUGUCAAGGACUUUAAGGACAAGCACAUGAAGCAUCCCUACGAGAUUAACCUCAUGGAUGAGCUGACCCUUCGUGGUGUAACACAGUACUACGCAUACGUCGAGGAACGACAGAAGGUCCACUGUCUCAACACACUGUUCUCGAAGCUGCAAAUCAACCAAUCCAUCAUCUUCUGCAACUCCACGAACCGGGUCGAGCUGCUCGCCAAGAAGGUCACCGAACUCGGGUACUCAUGUUUCUACUCGCACGCGAAGAUGCUCCAGUCUCACCGCAACCGCGUGUUCCACGACUUCCGUAACGGCGUAUGCCGCAACCUCGUCUGUUCCGACCUGCUCACGCGUGGUAUUGACAUCCAGGCGGUCAACGUCGUCAUCAACUUUGACUUGCCGAAGAACUCGGAGACGUACCUCCACCGGAUCGGUCGCUCCGGACGGUUCGGACAUCUUGGUCUCGCGAUCAACCUCGUCACGUACGAGGACCGAUUCAACCUGUACAAGAUUGAACAGGAGCUCGGCACGGAGAUUCAGCCCAUCCCCCAGAGCAUUGACAAGGGCCUGUACGUCGCGCCGGGUGCGUCUGACGAUGCUGAGCAGCAGCAACAGAAGGCGCGGGCAACGCCGGCCCAGCCGCGCCAGGCCGCGCCUCAACCUACACUCCCCCAGCAGCAGACACAGGUACAGCCGCAAGUCGUGUACUCGAGCAGUCCUCGACCGGUCGUGGCGAACGGGAACGGCGUGCCACCGGCCCAGAGGGCGCCAUAUCGUGGCGUGCCGGUCGCGCGAUGAGCCCUUUGGCGUCGCCGUCUUGGUCUCGUCGGUUACGUCGUGAGGGGUGGUUGGUAGGUGAGGGCCCUGGGCGGAUGGGCGGAGCGGAGGAGGGGGUGCGUCAAGACCGACUUUGCGAAUCCAUCUGUCUAUACCUUCACACGGACUAUCG
This is a messenger RNA of Fomitopsis serialis, 1934 nucleotides long. RefSeq names its product P-loop containing nucleoside triphosphate hydrolase protein. Gene Ontology annotation, cellular component: P-body; cytoplasmic stress granule. The record is from RefSeq and is a predicted model, not a curated record. Gene Ontology annotation, molecular function: ATP binding; RNA helicase activity; mRNA binding. Lineage: Eukaryota; Fungi; Basidiomycota; Agaricomycetes; Polyporales; Fomitopsidaceae. Gene Ontology annotation, biological process: cytoplasmic stress granule assembly; P-body assembly. The transcript has 4 exons. The coding region runs from base 326 to 1783 and encodes 485 amino acids.